AUGAGGGAGAAAGACAUGCGAUUCUCAGAGACCACACCUCUGUUGGAGGUCAAUGUCGCUCCUCCGCGGCAUAGAUAUCCCCACCAUGCUGUUCGUCGAGCGUGUACUAUUUCCUUAGCAGCCCUGCUUUCUGUGGCGACAAUUCUAUUCUUCCUUCCCAUCGCCAUUCUGCCUCGAGAGCAUGGCUCCAUUUGGUCCUAUCUCCCUGGAGCUCACCCCAUCCCCCACGAUGCGUGGCCGGACAGUUAUGGACUGCCUUAUGACCAGCUACAGCAGAUCCUCCUCAAUGUGCCUUCCGCAGAAAAGGCCCGAGAGUGGAGCAAAUACUACACUGCCGGACCACAUUUGGGAGGAAAGAACCUGUCUCAGGCGCUCUGGACUAUGGAAAAAUGGAAGGAAUUUGGGGUGGAGGAUACCGGGCUCGCGGCAUAUGAUAUUUACAUCAACUACCCGCUCGAUCACCGCCUCGCCCUUUUGAAAACGUCUGGUGACAAGUCUGAAGUGACUUUCGAAGCUACACUCGAGGAGGAUGUUCUCGAAGAGGAUCCCACCUCCGGUUUAGCAGACCGUGUCCCAGUGUUCCAUGGCUAUUCUGCCAGCGGCAAUGUGACCGCACAGUAUGUGUAUGUCAAUUUUGGCACGUAUAGAGACUUUGAGGAUCUCGUCAAUGCCAAUAUCACCUUGGAGGGCAAGAUUGCCAUUGCUAAAUACGGUAUGAACUUCCGUGGUUUGAAGGUCAAGCGUGCACAGGAGCUUGGAAUGGUUGGCGUAGUUAUCUACAGUGAUCCGCAGGAAGAUGGUGAAAUUACCGAGGAAAAUGGCUAUGAAGCCUAUCCUAAUGGACCGGCACGGAAUCCCAGUGCUAUCCAGAGAGGUAGCACUCAAUUCCUCAGCAUCCUUCCUGGUGAUCCCACAACCCCGGGAUACGCAUCUAAACCUGGGUGCGAACGACAAGAUCCGCACAACUCCAUCCCUUCAAUUCCAUCUUUGCCUGUCUCAUACAAGGAGGCUCUCCCAUUCUUGAAGGCGCUUAAUGGUCACGGCCCCAAAGCGUCGGAGUUUAACGAGUUUUGGCAGGGAGGUGGCCUCGGCUAUAAGGGUGUGGAGUACAAUAUCGGACCAUCCCCCGAGGAUGUGGUGAUUAACCUCCACAACCUCCAGGAGUAUGUGACCACCCCACUGUGGAAUGUCAUCGGUACCAUCAAAGGUCAUAUCCCCGAUGAAGUCGUUAUUCUCGGUAACCACCGUGACGCAUGGAUUGCGGGUGGUGCAGGAGAUCCUAACAGUGGAUCCGCUGCUUUGAAUGAAGUCGUCCGCAGCUUCGGCGAGGCCCUCAAGGCUGGAUGGAAGCCAUUGCGCACUGUUGUCUUUGCCAGCUGGGACGGUGAAGAGUACGGUCUUCUUGGCUCCACCGAGUGGGUGGAAGAAUACCUCCCAUGGCUCUCCAAGGCCAACAUCGCCUAUCUCAAUGUCGAUGUGGCUGCAGCAGGCACCAACUUCGAACCUCGAGCCAGUCCCUUGCUGAACAAGGUCAUCCACGACGUCACCGCUCUGGUGCAGUCGCCUAACCAGACCGUGCGGGGCCAGACAAUCCGCGAUGUUUGGAAUGGCAAGAUUGCGACGAUGGGCAGCGGUAGUGACUUUACUGCCUUCCAAGAUUUCGCCGGUGUCGCCAGUCUUGACUUUGGCUUUGGUCGUGGUAAAAAUGAUCCGGUCUACCACUACCACUCAAAUUACGACAGCUUUGCAUGGAUGGAAAAGUACGGUGACAAGGACUUCCUCUACCACCAAGCUUGCACAAAGCUCUGGGCUUUAGCAGCGGCACAAUUGGUGGAGUCCCCCAUCCUUGCGCUUAACGCCACCGAUUAUUCUCUUGGCCUUGGAUCCUACCUGGACCACAUCAAGCCUGCGGCGGACAAUCUUCCGGAGAAGACCCACUUCGAUUUCGCACCUCUGGAUAGUGCCAUUCUUGAAUUCCAGGAAUCAGCAAAGGCUUUCGAUGCCCGUGCUGCCGAUCUGAAGUCUCACCUCGGUGAUGACGUACCUUGGUACCACUGGUGGAAGAAGGUGAGACUUUGGUUCCAGAUUCGCGUUGUCAAUGCGAAGUACAAGGGCAUUGAGCGGGCUUUCUUGUAUCAGCCCGGUCUGGAUGGCCGUGAAUGGUUCAAACACGUCGUCUUCGCCCCAGGCAUUUGGACUGGUUACUCGGGAGCCACCUAUCCUGGACUAGUGGAGAGUCUUGAGGCCGGAGACGUGGAGAAUGCCGAGAAAUGGAGCUCCAUCAUCCAGGAACGCAUUGGUGCUGCGACCAAGUUGCUGCAAUAA
Molecule: messenger RNA, 2325 nt
Organism: Penicillium coprophilum
Lineage: Eukaryota; Fungi; Ascomycota; Eurotiomycetes; Eurotiales; Aspergillaceae
Product: M28 family metallopeptidase
Exons: 3
Coding region: 1-2325 (774 amino acids)
Molecular function (GO): carboxypeptidase activity
Source: RefSeq, a predicted model, not a curated record